CCCCCCCAGGACAUCUCGUGCCUCAACAGAGACCCCGCCAAGGUGGUGGUGGUGGACUGCCGCAAGGAAGCCUUCUGCCUGCAGCCCUACAACGGGCUGGCGCUGCGCCGCUGGGACGGCAGCUCUGACGACCGCGCGCUCUAUGACCUCGCCGCCUUCCUUAAAACCAUCGCCCUGAGCGGUGUGGAGGACGUGCGCACGGUGCUGGAGAACUACGCGCUGGAGGACGACCCGCUGGCCGCCUUCAAGCGCCGCCGCUCGCAGCUCGAGGAGGAGGAGCAGCAGCGCCUCGCAGAGCUGGCGCAGGGCAAGAAGCCGCCGGGGCUCUUCCUGGGUGCCCUCGCUGGCCGCCUCUGGCCCCGCUCCAAGCAGCAGUGACCCCCCCCACGUCAUCGCCACCCCCCCCCCGCGUGUCCCUAGCCCCCCUAUAUUGUCCCUGAUCCCCCUCAU
This is a messenger RNA of Oxyura jamaicensis (ruddy duck), 450 nucleotides long. RefSeq names its product translocase of inner mitochondrial membrane 50 (gene TIMM50). The annotation marks the transcript as partial. NCBI's taxonomy places the organism in Eukaryota, Metazoa, Chordata, Aves, Anseriformes, Anatidae. The record is from RefSeq and is a predicted model, not a curated record. The transcript has 3 exons.